AUGGUUGUCCAUUCUGAGAUUCUUUUGUCAAAGUGUGCGCAGUUUCGAGAGCAAGGUGAAUUCAUUGAUGUUCAUUUAAAAGUGGGUGAACAAGAUUUCUCAGCUCAUCGCAUUGUGCUCGCUGCCAGUAGCGAUUAUUUCCACGCCAUGUUUGCUCAUGGAAUGAAAGAGUCGAACCAGGAAGUGAUCGAGCUCAAAGAUGAAAGCAUUUCAGCAGCUGCCUUGAAGAUCGUGUUGGAUUCCAUCUACAGCGGCGAUCUUCAUGUCAACGAUGAAAACGUACUUGAUGUACUUGUCGCAGCCGAUCACCUCCAAGUUACAAGUGUUGUUCAACAGUGUUGUGAUUACUUGCAAACCCAGUUCGUUCAGCUUCGAUUUGACGUGCAGACGUAUUGUCAAAUUUGCACAAUUGCUGAUCGACACGGUCUGAAAGACCUACAGGAAGCUUCCCAAUGUAAGAUGGCCUCAAUUUAUAAAGAGAUCUGUGAAAAUGAAGAAUUCUUGUCUCAUUUCGACGCAGAUCAGCUCGCGAAACUUCUCAGUAGAGAUGACCUCAGUGCUCCUUCAGAGACAUUCGUCUUCAAAUCCGUGAUGCAGUGGAUCAAGCACAAGAAGGAAGAGAGGAUGGAAGUCGCGGCUAAAGUUAUCGGAGCUGUUCGACUUGUGCUGGUGGAUAUCAAAGAGGUCAUCCGAGAACUGAACACAGAGGAGAUGCAACGAGUGCCAGGGAUUCAUUUACUUUUGCACGAAUCACUGCUACAGUUUUGCAUGCCAUCUGUGAGUUCGACGUUUGCUGUGGAGAAAUCCAAAAUGCGUUCCACGAAUCUAGUAUGUGAAGCUUUCAUUGUCCACUUAUUAUAGCUUGUCAGUUAUUUCACUAGAAUGCCACCUUCAAAAUUAAAACAGAGUCAAAACAAACACAAUUGCAGGGGUGUAGCCAGGAGUUUUUCAGAGGUACGUACAAUUCUCCAAAUGGCUUUGCCCCCCCCCCGCAAAAAAAAAAAAACCUUCCUUGAUUGAAGAUUUGGCUACUUUGUAAACAGUAAGAGUUUUUCUGCAUGUGAAAUGACUGUAGCAACUUAUAAAAUAUAUAUUUGGGUCCACUGACUGAUGCACGUCAAUCUUCUAUCGUCAGGAAUCCGGAUAAUUUUGUUACUGGGUUCGUUUUGUCGUUUUUAAGCAGAUGCAGCACGUGAAUCUGAAUUGACAAGGUGCCGAUUUCGUCAAGUCUUGAUAGGUUUUAAAUCCGAAAUCCAAAGUGAAUCCGAUACUUUGUAAAUCCGCAAUAUUUUGUAGUGUAAACUAUUUUUCCAACUUAUCCGGUACUUUUCGGCAUUUGAUUAUACGAGUUGGCAGUAAAACCAAAAUGGAAAAAUGAAAAAAGUGCAUAUACCGGCUAAUUCGAAAAAGUGCAUAUGCCGGCCAUUUCAUGAAAAUAAUCGCCAAAAACGUUGUCAAAGUGAUAAAUAUUUGUCCUGAAAUUCUCCUCCAAACAUAAAAAGUGCAUAUACUGGCUAAUCAUCUUGCACGGAUGCAUUAUGAUUAUUACUAAACAAGAAGUUUUGGCAUUCUAAUUCCAAUCUAUUUUUAGUUCUUGUAUGCAUUUUUGUUGGAUCUUUGAUAAUUGUUUGAAUGCUUCUUGUUUAUUAUUCUCGUUAUAUCGUCUUUUAUAUUUAAUCCUUUUUCCAUCAACAGAUGCAUCUAUUUCUAAAUAGGAUCUUAUCGUGUCAUCUCUUAUUCUCCAUUUGUAAACUGUUUUUGAUUUUCCAUUGCUACUUUGAAUUGUGACAUCUUCAGUGUAACCUUCUUGACACCUUUAAUGUUUAUUAGUAACUCGCCAUAUUUUUGUUUGUAUUCCUCAAUAUAACUAUAUGCUGUUUUCUUAAGCCCCUUUUUAUCUUUGCAUGGACAAUUACAUAUUAAUCUUAUUUUUGGUUUAUCAUCACGAUAUUUGUAAAUUGCACUUUUUGGAUUGUUGCAAUGCUCAUGUAAUCGAUCUUCUAAUAAUUGUGUUGUUGAGCCUACAUAGUAAUUUGGAUACAAUUCAAAUGUGACCUCAUAUAUUUUACCAUUUUGAUAAUCUGAAUUGAAGUAUGAAUUUAUUAUAAUCAUGUUAUCCUCUUCGCGUUCUCGGUAUCGUUUACAUAUUUUUUUAUUGUCAAGAUGAAUAUAUUCCAGUUUUGUUGUUCUUGAUAAACUUGUACACAUUUCUUUGACAUCCAUCUUAUGCGCGCGUAUCAAAAAUAUUGUAAUGCUCAUCGAUUUUGCCACCUUGAUAUUUAUAAACUGUAUUGCAAAAAUUGGGCAAAAAUGAUUCUCUAAAUUCAUUCAAACUGAAUAGCUCAUCAUUUAUCACAAAUUCUAAAUUACCCUCAUUAUUCUCAUUUAUAUUUUAAAUUUUAAAUUCCAUCAUAUUAAACAUAUGUCUCUUUUUCAUAUUUUGUGCUGCGAUUACUGGUAUCGUAAUACAUACUUUAUAUUUUUCAAUUCGUGAUUUAUAUUUGAAAUUUAUUUCAUGAUGUUCUUUAUCUUUAACAAAUGUAUUACAACAAUCUUCUGUCACUGCACAUCGUGUUUCAUUCAACCAGCAUAUAUUUUUGUAAUAAUUACCGAUUGGUUCAAAUAUAUGACGUAUAUUUUUAUAUUUGAGAAAGUUAUUUAAUACUACCCUUGUCUCAUUAUCAUAUCGUGCCGAUUUUUCAAUGUAUUUCAUUUCAAUCCUUUUAGGACACAUUUCAGAAACUGAUAUUGAGUCGUCAAAAUAUAUAAUUAUGCCUUAUUGAUUUUGUACUAUUUAUUGGUUCACAUUGAUUUGUAUCGCCCCUCAUGAUUAUUGUAAUAUCGUGUUUGGUGAAUGCUUGGUAUAAUAAUGUUAUGUAGCGAUUUGGCGUCAUCGAAUACUCAUCAACGAAAACUAUUUUGUCCUUCAAAUCAUCAACACCUUUAAUCAGGGGCACCCAACGGCAAUUUUCGGGAAAAUAUCUGUUCGGAAGACGAUUUGAGAACUAGAAUUUUCGGAACAUUUGUUGUGAAAUUUCUUGCUUGCCUGCCUCUCCUAGGAUUUUCGAACAUCUACAAAAUGGUAUAAUUACCCAUUUUAAACGGAUAUUUACCCUAAAAAAGGCCACCUAGAAUUUUCGGGAGCCUUUUCCUGGCUGAAAUUUUCGAAAAGGUAAGUUUUGAUCCCUAUAAUUUUCGGAUCACUAGGCUUUCAGCUAGGAAAUCCGAACAGAUGGAAAGUUUUUAGGGGAUAAAAAUAUGCCUAUAUCUACCAUUUAAAUACUAAAAUACGUUCGACAAUGCUAUGUUAAGUGGUUUUGAACUAUAUCCUCGUUGGGUGCCCCUGUUUAAUUCCGUCAUAAAAAAAAUGACUCGAAUGUAUGACAUAUCUUAUUGACCUCAUCUUUAUCCUUUUUUGUUUCCAAACGAUUUUUGAUGUUUACGACAGCUUUAUUGGUAUGACUGAAUACAAGACAAUUAUCUUUAUGCUCAUAAAUUAACUCACAAAUUCGAUGUGUUUUACCACAACCAGCUUGACCAUAAUAAAUUUUGCCAGUUUUACUGACAUGGUCAGAAUAACUUUUGUAAUCUAAUUUUUCACGAAAUCGUUUAUCAAAGUAGACUGGUUUUGAAUUCGUAAUAAAUGGUUUACUGAUAUAUUAACUUGGAAUUUUACAUCAGAUUUAUUCUUAUAUGUGUGUUUUGGAUUAGUCAUGAAGAAUCCAUCAGUAUUUAUGCUACUAGAAAUGCAAUUUCAUCUAAAGAAAAAAGACAAAAACAAACAAAAAAGCCACAAGAGCUUGUUUGAAAGUUUGUAGAAAACCUUGACCAGCUACGAAAGAAGAUUAAGUGUUGUUUCUUCAUGAUCGCGAAGCCAUUCGCCGAUCGAGUCACUCGCCGAUAGAUAACUGCGGCUUGUUUAUCCGACAUCAAGAAUAUAAAUCACAAGUAACCAGCUACAAAUACAGGCUAUGUAGCCAUUGACUAGAGCAAUCGAGGCGGCAGUAUAGCUUCUUUUCUCGUUCAGCAAAACCAGCUUGUGGCUUCAAACAACUUCAUAACAAGCGACCGAGGUAAUAGUUUUUCUUCGUUGUUCUUACUUUUAUAACUGCACCGAAAAUCCAAAUUCACAGUAAUUUCUACGGCUGUCACUUAAAAAUUCUUUUCCUUCACAUUAUCUGCCAGGUUUUUUUAGCUGUUCUUCUGAGUAAAAUCCUAGAAUCGUGUUCUAUCGCUACAAUGUUUUGAUUUUUCAUUCAUGCAGUCCGAGGCGAGUCCGUUCGCACGUUGACAGUUUUGAUAGACGUGUGACAUGUGAAUAGCGGAAGUCCCUUGUCUUUUCCGGUUUGUUCUAGCGAGAUUUUUUGGGCGUUUUUAAUAAAACAAUUAUUCCACUCGCGCUUGUUGGAUAUGAGAUGAUUAUAGCCAACUCGGCGCUACGACCCUCGUUGGCUAUCUAUCAUCUCAUAUCCAACGAGCCCUCGUGGAAUAAUUGUUAACUAUCAUACAACAUAUCCAAUUUCCCAGCCAGGUUUCCUUGUAUUUACAACAAAAAUGCAUACAAGAACUAACAAUAGAUUGGAAUUAGCAUGCCAAAACUUCUUCUUUAGUAAUAAUCAUAAUGCAUCCGUGAUGGGUGCAAGAUUAUUAGCCAGUAUAUGCACUUUUUAUGUUUAGAAGAAAAUUUCAGGACAAAUAUUUAUCACUUUGACAACGUUUUUGGCGAUUAUUUUCAUGAAAUGGCCGGCAUAUGCACUUUUUCGAAUUAGCCGGUAUAUGCACUUUUUCAAAAUUGAACACUUCAAAAAUAGCAAAAAUGGCCCAAAAUGUGACCCUAAUUGACGGAAUAUGCACUCUUUUAUGGCGGAAAAAUCGCCAGGAUCUGUGUCGUAGUUAUAACCACUAACCGACUAACCUCUUUUGUUCGAUAUUCUCCGGGGCCCCCAGGGGUUUUGCAUAUACUGUAGGAAAAAAUUUAGGCUAUGUUUAUGCUACACCGGAUAGCUUUUGUGCCGGCAACCAUACCGGAUAGGGUUUCUGUUCACGCAUAAGAACGGUGAUUUCGGCGCGAUUUCUGUAACGGAGCGAAGCUGCGCCGCGCCGAUCUCAGUAUAAAGGGGAAAGUCGCAUACAGUAUAGCUUUUAGUGACGGCACGAAAAGCUAUCAGGUAUAGUGUGAACAUAACCUUAAAGAUGAAGAGAGGGCGUUGAAAUGGUAAAGAGAAUUGGAAUUGGGAUUUGCCGCUUUUAAAAUAGAAAAAUGGGAUUUGAGUAUAACCGGUACUAGGAUUUGACCACGUAUCUUUACCACAAGGAUUUGGAUUUGUGGCAUACGUCGAGAUGGGACCCUUGAAUCUAGGCAAAAUCUGGGCUAGGAAAAAGGGAGUUGUGCCCCCUUCCUCUUCAACAGCAAUUGUCGGUGUGCUUGUUAGUGUGCUUGUUGACUCGUCUUGACCUACAAGUGGCCAUCUCAAAACGACAAAUUAACAAGCAACAAAUGUUGCGGCAGCCGUAAAGAAACCCACACCAUUGUUGUUCUUCUGGCUCGUCCAUCUCAUUAUGUUCUUUCUAACGCUGGGUUGGAUGUCCGAAAGGAACGUAAGCUCGGUUGGAGGCUGCGGGAGACCCAACUAACGGAUCUUUAAUUUUUUCUUCAGCUCCUUGUUGCUGUUUCUCCUGGACCUCGCAUUGACUACUUUAAUUUUGAACUCAAAAUCUGGAAGCCACUGGGAAUGUCAGGAGAAAGAACGGAACCUAAAGGAAUAUCACAUUACUGUGCACAGACUGUUGGUAAUAGUUUGUAUGUUGCAGGAGGUCGCCUCCAUUACCCUGACACUGAUUUUAUUUCUUGCUAUGACUUGAAAAGAAAGGUGUGGAAAAAACACCCGUACUCUGUUGGAGCAAUCAGCAACAUGUGUACUGUAGGAGAUUACAUGUAUACAUUUGGUUCUGAUUGUCAAAAGCCUCCUCAGCGGUAUAGCUUGGCUGAGGAUCAAUGGCAGAGUUUUGCAUCAAACGUCAAGGGUACGGAGGGGAUGUACGUUUACAAUAGUGGAGCAACAGUACUUCAUUCUAACGUGUUUGUUCUUUAUGGGAAAAAAUGUUAUAAAAAAGGUUGGUUUGUGCAAAAUGCCUCCCUACAUUGUUUUGAUCCGGCGAGAAAUGCAUGGGAAAAAAAAGCUUCCACCUGCCACCCUCAUUUUGGGUCCAAUCUUCUUAUAGUGAACAAUAAACUUUAUGUAGCAGGGGGUAUGGUUGAUAUUAUUCCCAGCGGUUUACUGUGUGGUAACCCAGCACCAGUGGAAGUGUAUGAUGAAGAAAACAACAAGUGGUCGGUUGUUGACCAAAAACAUAUUCCAGAAAACAACCUUGGUGCAGUGGAAUUAGAUGGGAGGGUUUAUUUCAUCAUCAAUAAAUUUCCAGUUGAUAGUGGUAUAAGAAUCCCACCAGGGGAGGUGUAUCCUGUUUCCUUGCACAAAUGGGAAAAACUAGGGAACAUAUCCGAGGCAGCCGCCCUCUGUUAUGCGCCAAUAAAAAAAGAGGUUAAAACAGGGUAA
Messenger RNA from Porites evermanni, 6557 nucleotides. The record is from the annotation of a GenBank genome assembly. Lineage: Eukaryota; Metazoa; Cnidaria; Anthozoa; Scleractinia; Poritidae.